GCCGAUUGGGGGACGGACGCGCCGAAGAGGCGCCCUACAAGCAUGGCGGACCUCGCUGCGGCCCCGUCUCCACGGCAGCGGCUGGACACGUGUUUGGCGCUUCUGGGCGCCGCUGCGGGUCGCCCCGAGCAGUUCCUCAGUGUCCAGGAGGGACUUGCCGCUGAAUUCCUCACUUUGACCAAAACGCUCUACGAUUUCCAUCACGCCCUUCGAGGAGAAAUCGUGGCUGGAAGCCCUUUAGAACAGCUGGUGGUCGAGGACUUUGAUGAGGAGCAGAUCUGGCAACAGCUGGAGCUCCAGAACCAUGCCGUCCUGGGGUCCUUGAAGAAAGCAGUCGCGAGAAACGUGGAGGACGAGGAAAACGGGGUGCUUUCCCUUCUCCCAGACGUUGAGGAGGACGAGGAAGAUGAGGCAGGAGAUGGUGAGGAGGACAUGGGCGCGGAGGACGAAGCGGGGAAGGAAGCCAGCAGCAGUCACAGUGAAGAGGAAGAAGAGCUUGGCCAAACAAGAACCAAUUUGGAAGCCUCCCAAAAUGGUCCUUUCAGCGACGAGGACUCUGAGCUGGACUUUGAUAUCGAUAGGUUAGAGCAGCAAGCCCAAAGGUCAAAGAGCGUGAGGAAAAAGACGGGGUCAGACUCCCUGGUGGACGACAGAUUUUUCAAACUCUCCGAGAUGGAGGCCGCUUUGAAGGCGGAGGAGGAGAAAGAAGGGAGCAGAGAUAAUGACAGCGAUGGAAUAGAUUAUUUCGAAGAGAUUUUCUCUGAAGAUGAUGAUGAUGACGAGGAGGAGGAGGAGGAGUUUGGAUCGAGGAAGAGGAAGGCGAGUAAAAGUGCUCGCGAUCUUAAAUAUCAAGAUUACUUCGAUCCUGUGGAUGAGAGCAGCGAGCCCAUGGAUGAACAGAAAGAUGACCAAAAUAGCCAGAGUGGAGAAGGUGGAGAAGAAGAGGAGGAGGAGGAAGAGGAGGAAGGCAGUGCUGAGAGCGCUCCCGAGAGCGCUGAGGACGUGGGUGAAAUGAUUCAGACUGAGCGUGGGAAGAGCAGAGACCCCCCCAAGAGAGUGACUUUUUCCUUGCCCUUCGACAGCGACGAGGAGGAAGAAACGGAGCCGCCAUUCCAGGAAAAAUCUAAAAAGGCCCCCGAAAUGAAAUCGUCCUUUGAGAAAAGGCAGGAAAAGAUGAGCGAAAGAAUAAAAUCCCUUGAAGAGGAGCUGCUGAAGGAGAAGCCGUGGCAACUGAAGGGCGAAAUUGGGGGGCAGAAGAGACCCGAGAACAGCCUCCUGGAGGAGAUGCUGCUGUUUGACCAUGCCGUCCGAAUGGCUCCGAUGGUCACAGAAGAAACAACUCUUGAGCUGGAAGAUAUUAUCAAGAGAAGGAUAAAAGAUCAGGCUUGGGAUGAUGUUGUCCGUAAAGAAAAACCGAAAGAAAAUCCAUUUGAGUAUAAGAAGCGUUUGACUCUGGAUCAGGAGAAGAGCAAAUUGAGCCUGGCUGAAAUUUACGAGCAGGAAUAUUUGAAACUGAAUCAGAAAAAAACAGAAGAGGAGGAAAAAUCUGAGCAUGUUGAAAUACAGAAAAUGAUGGACUCUCUCUUUGUUAAACUGGACGCCCUCUCCAACUUCCACUUCAUGCCGAAACCGCCUGUGCCAGAAGUUAAAAUUGUCUCCAAUCUCCCAGCAAUCACCAUGGAAGAGGUGGCUCCAGUACAUGUCAGCGAUGCUGCCCUUCUGGCACCUGAAGAAGUCAAGGAGAAGAACAAAGGGGGCGAUGUGAAAACCAACGCCGAGAAGACCCCCACCGAUAAGAAACGGGAUCGCAGGAAGAAGAAGAUGAUGAAACGCCUGAGGCUGAAGGAGAAGGAGCGGAGGCAGAAGCUCCUGGAGAGCAAAUCGGAACUCGGUGCCAAGCUCAGCAGAAAAGCCUCAGAGGCCCAGCUCAAAAAGCUGACCAAGGAAAGGGGCACCUCGCUGCUUAAGGAUGACGGCCGAGACAAACCUUUGAAGUCCUCCAAGGCUUUCUUCUCCCAGCUACAAGAUCAAGUGAAAAUGCAAAUUAAGGAGGCGAAGAAUAUUCAGAAGAGACCGAAGAAGCAGGCGCUUUCUGCCCAGAAGCUAAAGCUAUGAUACAUUAUGCAUGUCUCGCUUUGUAUAAAUUAAACUAAGGGUUGGAUUCUU
Molecule: messenger RNA, 2166 nt
Organism: Thamnophis elegans (Western terrestrial garter snake)
Lineage: Eukaryota; Metazoa; Chordata; Lepidosauria; Squamata; Natricidae
Gene: MPHOSPH10
Product: M-phase phosphoprotein 10
Exons: 11
Coding region: 43-2115 (690 amino acids)
Biological process (GO): rRNA processing
Cellular component (GO): small-subunit processome; sno(s)RNA-containing ribonucleoprotein complex; Mpp10 complex
Source: RefSeq, a predicted model, not a curated record